Penicillium chermesinum is the source of this 3798-nucleotide messenger RNA. RefSeq lists its product as uncharacterized. Gene Ontology annotation, cellular component: cytosol. Bases 1 to 3798 code for a protein of 1265 amino acids. Gene Ontology annotation, biological process: glutathione metabolic process. The record is from RefSeq and is a predicted model, not a curated record. The transcript has 9 exons. NCBI's taxonomy places the organism in Eukaryota, Fungi, Ascomycota, Eurotiomycetes, Eurotiales, Aspergillaceae. Gene Ontology annotation, molecular function: 5-oxoprolinase (ATP-hydrolyzing) activity.
AUGUCUCCCGAUGAGCUGGAUGGCCCACGCAUCAGGAUCGCCAUCGAUCGUGGUGGUACAUUCACCGAUUGCCUCGGCAUCAUCGAUGGGCGCGAGGAGAUCGUAGUCAAACUACUUUCCCAGGAUCCUGCCAACUAUGCUGAUGCACCAAUUGAGGGCAUUCGUCGCAUCCUCGAACAGGCCACAGGCAAGCAGUUUUCUCGGGACCAGCCGCUGACAACUGCGGAUUUCUCUGAAGUUAGUAUCCGUAUGGGCACGACUGUGGCCACAAAUGCCCUUCUUGAACGCAAAGGAGAGCGCCAUGCUCUCUUAAUCACAAAGGGGUUCAAGGAUGCGCUCCGCAUCGGUAACCAGUCUCGCCCACAGCUGUUCGCGUUGAACAUCCAACGGCCAGAUGUGCUGUAUGAGGAUGUCGUGGAGGUGGAUGAGCGGGUCACUAUCGAAGAUUAUCAGCAAAACCCUACCCCGGACAGGGAAAGUCUGCAAAACUCGUUAAAGGCGGACGCAAAAUUGACUCGAGGUGUUAGCGGCGAAGUCGUUCGCAUCUUGGAGCCACUCGAUGAGUCCAGCACAAGGGCAAGCCUCCAGGGAUUAUAUGAGAGGGGGUAUCGGACAAUCGCCGUCUGCCUCGUACAUUCGUAUACAUUCCAAGAGCAUGAGUUGGCCAUCGAGAAGAUGGCUAAGGAUAUCGGGUUUACUCAAAUAUCCUUGUCUAGUCAGCUUUUGCCGAUGAUCAAGAUGACUUCGCGUGGCGCUUCGGCUACCGCAGAUGCCUAUCUGACCCCCGUCAUCCAGCGGUAUAUCGAGGGUUUCCGUUCUGGAUUUAAGGAUGGCCUGCGCUCGAGCGAUACCCGUUGCGAGUUUAUGCAGAGUGAUGGUGGAUUGGCUAAUUUUGAAAAGUUCACUGGCCUCCGUGCAAUUCUGUCAGGCCCUGCCGGUGGAGUUGUGGGCUAUGCGGGAACUUCGUAUGACGAGAAUGACAGAAAGCCUGUCAUCGGAUUUGACAUGGGCGGCACCAGUACCGACGUCUCUCGCUACGAUGGCAAACUCGAACACACUUUUGAGAACACCAUCUCUGGAGUCCCAGUCAUGGCCCCCCAGCUAGAUAUCAAUACUGUGGCUGCCGGUGGCGGCAGUAUUCUCUUCUGGCGCCAUGGACUAUUCGUGGUCGGUCCCGAGUCUGCAGGGGCGCAUCCUGGACCAGCAUGCUAUCGCAAAGGAGGCCCCUUGACUGUCACUGAUGCGAACUUAUUCCUCGGUCGUCUUUUGCCAGACUACUUCCCCAAGAUAUUUGGCCCCCAUGAGGAUGAGGCCCUGGAUGUCGAAGUGACCAGUCGGAAGUUCACAGAACUGGCAGACCAAAUCAACCAAGAAACCGGCCAAAACAAGAGCCCGGAAGAAAUCGCUUUGGGAUUCAUCCAGGUGGCCAACGAGUCUAUGGCUAAGCCUAUUCGUGCUCUGACAGAGGCCCGUGGAUAUGAUACUUCCGCACAUAACCUGGCAUGCUUUGGUGGCGCCGGAGGACAACAUGCGUGCGCGAUCGCUUCUUCACUCUCCAUCGGCACGGUGAUUAUUCACCAAUACUCGUCAAUUCUGUCGGCCUACGGGAUGGCCCUUGCGGAUGUCGUCCAAGAAGCUCAAGAACCAGCUUCUGGUGUCUUAGAUGAGAAGGCAAUGAAUAACAUCACCGCUCGCAUCGCCGCCCUCAAGUCCAAGGUGACUGCUGCGUUAGGCAGUGACGGCAUCGGGGCUGCUCAUGUGGAACAUGAGGUCUACUUGAAUCUGCGAUACCAAGGCACUGAUAACCUUCUGAUGGUCUUAGAGCCAGACGACGGUGAUUUUGCCGCUGAGUUCAUCAAGCAGCAUAAGCGUGAAUUCUCCUUCACUUUCCCCGGCCGCAAUAUCCUCGUCGAAGACAUCCGUGUUCGUGGCGUUGGAAAGGCAACUUCUGCAACGCCCGAGGCUCCCCAGAAAGAAAUGAAGUCCAUGACAGUCACCAGUAUUGGGGCCGACAAGCAGAACGAUUCCUCGAGCGUAUAUUUUGCCGGAGUUGGUCAAGUCACCACUCCCGUGUUUUUCCUCAACAACCUGAAGCCAGGGGACUUCAUCCAAGGACCGGCUAUGAUCAUCGAUAAAACACAGACGAUUGUCGUUGAGCCCAAUGCAACUGCAACGAUUCUCUCCAGGCACGUUAUUCUGAAUGUGAAAUCAUCGAAGAACCAGACAGAUGACACGACUGUCGUCGAUCCUAUUAAGCUGUCCAUCUUUGGUCAUCGCUUCAUGUCGGUGGCCGACCAGAUGAGCCGCAUGUUCCAGAAGACAUCCGUCUCUACCAAUAUUAAGGAACGUCUUGAUUUUUCAUGUGCGGUCUUCUCACCAGAUGGAAAACUGGUCGCGAAUGCUCCUAACGUCCCGGUUCAUCUAGGAAGUAUGGAAUAUGCAGUUCGGUAUCAGCAUGAGCAGUAUGGAGGUAAUCUCAAACCGGGAGACCAUAUUCUCACCAACCAUCCUCUGGCUGGAGGCACACAUCUCCCCGACAUCACCAUCAUUACUCCUGUUUGGGAUGAGAAAGGCCAGAAUGUUAUUUUCUAUGUCGCGUCUCGAGGUCAUCACGCUGAGAUCGGCGGGAUUGCCCCUGGAUCUAUGCCCUCCAACAGUAAAAUGCUUUAUGAAGAGGGAGCCAUGACAAUGGGCUUCAAAGUCGUUUCAGAAGGCCAUUUUGACGAGGAGCUUGUCCGCAAAUUCCUAUACGAUGACCCAGCCUCAUACCCGGCGUGCAGCGGCACGCGCACGUAUAAUGACAAUGUCUCGGAUCUCAAGGCAGCAAUUGCUGCUAACCACAAGGGUGCAACACUCCUUGAAGGGCUAGUUGCGGAGAAUAGCCUGGAAGCAGUGCACUUCUACAUGGAUGCCAUCAAGCGAAAUGCCGAGGUUGCCGUGCGGGAGCUCCUCAAGUCCAUCGGCCGCAAGAAUCCUGGGCAAGCGCUUCGCUUCUCAGAUUUCAUGGACGAUGGAACGGAAAUCACGUUAGAGAUCCGUAUUGAUCCAGAGACUGGGUCUGCGGAUUUCGAUUUCACCGGCACGGGCCGCGAAACCUUCAAUUGUUUGAAUGCCCCAAAGGCCAUUGCCCACUCGGCAAUUAUCUACGUCCUCCGAUACGCCGCUGUCUGUGCCGGAAACCCGAUCACCUCCCAGCGCAUCACAGAUGUUGUUCUAGGAGCCUUUGGUGCAUGUGCCGCAUCACAAGGCUGCUGCAACAUUAUAUCGUUCGGUAUGGGUGGUGUUGAUCCUAAUACCGGCGUCGAGAUCCCCGGUUUUGGUGUGGGCGAGACCAUCUGCGGUGGCUCUGACGCGGAGGUCUACGAGCUCCGUUACCCUGUCAUUCUGCGCCAAUUCUCCAUUCGUGCAGGAUCUGGCGGCGAAGGUCGUUUCCGCGGUGGAGACGGUGUAAUCCGUGAGCUUGAGUUCCGCAUGCCGCUUUCUGUGUCAAUGCUUAGCGAACGACGGGUCUAUCGUCCGUACGGUCUUGCUGGCGGCGGGUUUGGUCAGGCUGGCUUGAAUCUUUAUGUGAAGAAGGAGCGUGACGGAACUGAUCGCGUGAUUAACAUCGGUGGAAAGAUGGAGCUCGAAGUCCAGCCCGGCGAGCGUAUUCUGAUUCACACACCCGGUGGCGGUGGCUGGGGUGCAGUAUCUGCGGAUAUUGAACCAAACAUUCCGAAGCAAUCUGGCAACCACUCUACGUUCCAGCCACGAGGAAGCGUCCAUGCGUUUACUGCCAUGGCAGAGACAGCGCAAUAA